This is a messenger RNA of Ceutorhynchus assimilis (cabbage seed weevil), 2821 nucleotides long. NCBI's taxonomy places the organism in Eukaryota, Metazoa, Arthropoda, Insecta, Coleoptera, Curculionidae. The record is from the annotation of a GenBank genome assembly.
AGAGAGAAGCGGAGCCUUUUCAUUUUCUCUUUCGGUGCCGUUACGUGCGGUCGUGUUUUUAUUUUAUACCUGAGUACGAGAGUAGUACCGCGAAAAAGAAUUAUGUACGUAGAAGUACUAUAGUGUUUUUUCAUUUUACGAUUAUUAUUGUUAUUAAAUAAUAAUAAUAAUGAAAACUCUUAUAAUUAUUGUCAAUUUGUUAUUAAUAGUGCGUUCGGAAAAAUGCGAAACUAUAUCGUUGUCAAUGUGCAAAAAUCUAGGAUACAAUUCUACGUUGAUGCCGAAUUUGAUGGGCCAUGAUAGUCAAGCCAGUGCAGAUUUGGGGCUUCGUUUAUUUGCUCCGUUGCUCCACCACCACUGCUCCAAAUACAUUAGGCUGUUUGUGUGCUCGGUGUUUGUUCCGAUGUGUUCGGAGCACGUUCCCGGACCGAUACCGGCUUGCAAAGGGCUGUGCGAAAAGGUGAAGGGCGAUUGCGAAGAAGCUUUGGCUAAAAUUGACAUGGCUUGGCCUCAGGAACUUAAUUGUUCUAGUUUUCCAGAACCACCAGCCUUAUGUAUGCAGCAGCCUCCGGAAGAGUUCGAACAGCCCCAAACGCACUAUUUCAACCAAGAAGAAGUGACGUUCAGCAUCAAGUGUCCGCCCAAUAUGAUUCCCAGUGCGGGAAAGUGCGUUCCGGUGUGCAAAAGCAAGCAGCACUUUGAUCCGGAAGAAGUGGCAACGUUUGAGCUUUGGGUAGCAAUAUGGUCAAUCAUCUGCCUAGUAUUCACCGCCUUUGGCCUCGUAACCUUUGUAAUCCAACCCAAAAGAUUCCGCUGGCCCGCCCGGCCAAUUUUGUACCUAACAUCUUGCGGAUUUGUCACAUGCACUAUUUACCUUAUACGAUGGAUCGAAGGGCCUUACACUUGUGCCGGUAAUUUGGCUUACGAAAAACCAGCUGAAAGUCUAUCAUGUGUAGGCAUAGCAUUGAUUCUACUCUUCUGCGAUAUUGCGUAUACUUUAUGGUGGACUGUUUUCUGUUUUGUGUGGUUUUUGAGUGCCAUGAAAGAGUGGUCUACUGAGGCAAUUGAAAAAAUCUCCACUAGACUACAUGCAAUUGUGUGGGUUUUUUCAGCUAUACCGAUGUUUUAUGUUUUAAUGUCAAACCAUAUUAGUAUUAAUCAUCUUUCAGGCUUUUGUGAGGUUACAAAUAAGGUUUUGGUGUUUUUUCAGCUAUUUUUUAUGGUUUUUAGUAGUGUUUUGGCUGUACUGACUUCUGUUGCUUUGAAAAAUGUCAGGCAAACUCUUAUUAUAGCUGGCAGAUGCCCUUUAAAACUAGAAAGACUAUUCUAUAGGCUCUUGGUUAUUAGUAUAGGAAUUAGUGUGCCUUAUUUAAUGUAUCUAAUGUGUCAGUUUUAUAACACUUUUACUCUAUCUCUAUUGAAACUAGUUCUACGCAAAACCAGCAUAAUUUUUGCCACGUUGUGGGUUUACAGUCCAAAGACUUUUGACAUGUGGCGGGAUUUGCUGUGUAUUUGCAGGAACAAAUCCGAAAGCCGAAUAUUUGGGUUGUUGCCUAAAAUCUUGAGAAGCAGGGAUAAUGGGGCUAAAUCUAGCAACAGUGCGUUGAUUAAUCAUAAAAUCGUAAAUGAUGAGAAAAGGAGGAUUUUUGAUAUAUUUUUCGCUAGUACGCAAGGGCAAAAUUUACCAGCACCUGUUACUAGAGUGUAGUUCACUUUCUCUUCAAAAUUGAAUCCACAAGCUUUAUAAUAUAUACACAGUGAUUUAUUUAGCUCAUGCAUUAAAAGUUUUCCAGACUAAUGCACGGGCUACGUAAAUCACCCUGUAUACAUAAGUCAUCAGGGACAAAUUAAUUAUGUAGGGAAAUUUUGAAACAUUUAUGCCAGAGCUAAUAGCUUUGUUCCAACACAGCAGGAAACCGUAAUGCGCAAAGCCUAAAAUUUGUGCGUGGAAUCCGAAAUUUGUAUAUACAGAGUGGUUUAUUUUGACAUGUUGGAACAGACUUUAUGUAAAAAUAAUAUAAGGCUUAUUUUUGUUUAUAUAUAUAUUGAUUGUAAAAUAAUUAUUUAUUUGUAAAAAAAAGUAUUAUCUAUUCAGAAUCCGUAGUCCAAAGUUAAAGGUAAAAUUUAUCACUUUUCAGUGCUAUUUGAUAGGGAAAGGUGAUAAAUUUACCUUUACCUUUGGACUACGGAUAUUGUGAAUAGGAUAUAAUAUGUAAUUCGAAAUGUGAUAUUAGAUUUUUAAGUAGCUAUUUUUAUAUACAUUUAGUUAUGUUUUAAUAACGUAUUAUGUGCCUACUUACAUGACAUAAAUAUAAAUAUAAUUUUCAAUAUAAACUGUUUUAGCUUUUAUUUUAUCAUGGAGUUUUAGAGUUGGAGUCUUUUUUCAAAAGCAAAAUGUCUCUACUCUAGUCGUCUCUGAUUUUAUACAGGGUGUUACAAAUUCGCCCACUACUACUACAGAAUAGCCUAUCCUCAUAAGGUCUGUGUGAAACAAAUCCGAAGCUUCCAUCACGCCAAAUCAUCAACUGUGACGUAACAGCGUGUCGUUUCUCGGCUUAACGUAGGCUGUUUGCAAGGACAAUACACACGCUAAGGAAUGCUUAUCGGCCUUGUUUUUGGUAAUCGCCGCCAUAUUGGUGUGCCACCAUUAACGACGUCAUAGCUAAGUCGUCAGCUGUGUAAACAGCCUACGUCAAGGUGAAAAAUAACAUGUUGUCUACGUCACAAUUGGUAUUUUGGCAUGGGGGGAUUUGUUAGUGUUACACACAGGCCUUAUGUAUGAGGAUAGGCCAUACUGUAGUAGUAGUGUGUAUCAGCUUUG